ACCACCUGUGUCUGUCUUAAAACUUAUUUCACUCAAUUGUUCUAUUUACUAAUUUAUUCCUCUCAUGGUGGGAUUUUAACUGUUUUAAUGAGGGACUAUUUGAGCAUCACCCAUUGGGGGGAGCUCCUCAUAGCCCUCAUUUAGAUUGCUGCGUUUUAACCCAAACCAAACUCUAACCUGAACCUUGAAAACAGGUCCUGAUCCUCAAAGUAGUGAGGACCUCUCAAAUGUCCUCUGUAAGGUCUAUAACUGAAGCUGGUCCUCACACAGAUAGAAGUGCAAACACAGACGCACGGUCAGAGAUAGUUUGCCAUCUGUUGAGAUAUGCAGCUGUUCAAAAAUAGCCCUGUACCAGAAGCUUCUGUGAGUGGCUGUCAGAUAGGCAGAGCAGGGAAACAAGUCAUGUCGGUGCAGUUUGUUGUGUCUCUACAAUGUCCACGUGUUGUCCACUAAGUCAGAAACCACUGCAAGACUGUUUGAUUGGAAAGUUUAUGUAAGUCUGACUGUAUUUGUUCUUUUCAAAGCUACCCAACUAGAAGUUUGUUGUUGUCUAGUUUCUCUACAACAGACCGAUUGUUUGUAUUGUUGGAAACUUGCCUGAAAAUGGAGCCGUUUCCUGACCGGUUCUUGGAAUUCCACCCCAUCCACGGUACCAACGUCAGACUGGACCACUUGGACACACAGGCCACCCGGGUGGAGAGCUUUGCCAACGGUGUGUGUUUCAGCAAACACCCUCUGAAGCCUGGGGAGAUUUUUCUCAUAGAGAUUGAGGAAAAGGAGCUUGGCUGGUGUGGCCAUCUCCGAGUGGGCCUGACGGCCAGAGAUCCCAUGAGCUUAGAGGUGGUACCUGAAUACUCAAUCCCGGACCUGACAGACCUGGGAGACAGCUGGGUCUUCGCCAUCACCCGCAACCACAACAAGGUCGUGGAGGAUCCUGGGGUCCAGGAGGCAGAAGAGGGAGGACUGGCUGGGGGUCGGAGGCUUGGUAGAGGGGAGGUUGAGGAUGUAGCUGGAGCUCAGGGACUUGGAGGCAACAGCAUGAAUCCAAAACAUUUCUUCACUGACUCUCACUUGCACAUUGAAGAUGUUCGGAUCCCCAGAGACAAGCUGGUCGGUAGGAGCCGGCCCGGACGCUUCAGUCACAUUUUGGAUGACUUGUACAAGAUCAACGCGCUGCCUCCCACAGCCAGACGCAGCAGAAUAGGAGUACUAUAUGUGUCUAGAGGGAGGGACCUGGCUGAUAUGCACAUUGUAAUCAAUGGUGAGGACAUGGGAGCGUCUGCAAAGGGGAUCCCCACCAUCCAGCCCCUCUACGCAGUGGUGGACGUCUUUGCUGCCACUAAGUGUGUCCGGAUUGUCCAGGUGGAGUAUGGAUUCUCGUCCUUGCAGACGUUGUGUAGAAAGGCCAUCCAGAAGCACAUUGUCCACAGGAUGGCCAUUGACUGGCUGGAGCUGCCAGAGGCACUUAAGCACUACUGCAAGUAUGAGUGAAGGAUGAAGGCCUGCAAUGGACAGAAAUAAUAAUAAUGUGACCUUGUGUUUCAUUUAUAAAACAAACCUGUGUAUUGUGAUGCUUGGCACAGACCAAACUGACUUCAUUUGAUAUCAUCUGCUUACUAAAAUAAAU
Messenger RNA from Paralichthys olivaceus (Japanese flounder), 1627 nucleotides. It is a transcript of the gene neurl2, whose product is annotated as neuralized E3 ubiquitin protein ligase 2. Gene Ontology annotation, molecular function: ubiquitin protein ligase activity. Lineage: Eukaryota; Metazoa; Chordata; Actinopteri; Pleuronectiformes; Paralichthyidae. Gene Ontology annotation, biological process: intracellular signal transduction. The record is from RefSeq and is a predicted model, not a curated record.